This is a messenger RNA of Verticillium nonalfalfae, 648 nucleotides long. RefSeq lists its product as uncharacterized. The transcript has a single exon. NCBI's taxonomy places the organism in Eukaryota, Fungi, Ascomycota, Sordariomycetes, Glomerellales, Plectosphaerellaceae. Bases 1 to 648 code for a protein of 215 amino acids. The record is from RefSeq and is a predicted model, not a curated record.
AUGCAGUCCUCCAUCCUCCUCAUCGCCUCCGCGGCUGCCCUCGCCGCGGCCACGGCGCCCACCAACAACAUCCACGCCCGCUCCCUGGCCUUCUUCCGUCGCCAGGACUCGACCCCCUCGGCCGAGUGCCUCUCCGCCGCCAUCGACAUCGUGUCCAGCAUCCCCACCCCCGCCGCCGACGUCCUCGCCUACCUCGCCACGGCGCCCGACUCGGUGACCUCCGACCCCUGCCGCAUCACCUUCCCCGCCUCCCUCUCCUCUGAGGUCGAGGACUGGGUCACCUCGCUGUCGGCCUUCUCCUCCGAGUCGGCCUCCGCCCUCUCGAGCAUCAUCUCCGAGUGCGGCGGCGCCGACGCCACCGACCUCGGCGCCGGCGUCUGCGCCUCCGAGCCUGCCUUUGUCUACGUCAACGGCGGCGCCUCCGGCACCGCCGCCGCCACUUCGGCCCAGGAGACGGGCUCCUCGGGCGCGGCCCCUACCACCGCCGGCGGCGCGGCCACGACGCGCUCCACUACCGCGUCGGCCUCCCAGUCCACUGGCGCCGCCGCCACGACUGCUGGCAACGAUUCUGGCGCUGCUGACCGUCUGCCUUUCGGUGCCGCCGUCGUCGCUGUCGCUGGCGUUGUCGGCAUCAUUGCUGCCCUCUAA